Messenger RNA from Tachysurus fulvidraco (yellow catfish), 2122 nucleotides. RefSeq names its product F-box and leucine-rich repeat protein 8 (gene fbxl8). Lineage: Eukaryota; Metazoa; Chordata; Actinopteri; Siluriformes; Bagridae. Gene Ontology annotation, molecular function: protein binding. The record is from RefSeq and is a predicted model, not a curated record. The coding region runs from base 293 to 1396 and encodes 367 amino acids. The transcript has 2 exons.
ACUUGACUUGACUUGACUUGACUUGACCCUACAGUACCUGGGAAUAAACCUGAUUCGGAUUCGGAUUCGGAUUCGUAUUCGGAUUCAGUUCAGUGAGCUUGGCAAUGAACUUGAAAACAUGCCCUCGCCAAGAUGGCAGCAGAGAGUUGACGCGUCUGACGUAGAACAGUGACGUGGAAGUUGUGGAGUAAGAGGAAAUAACGCUAAGUGUGGAAAGAAACCACAGCUGGUGUCCCACUAUUGACUUUUUUUUUUUUUUUGUGCACUCUUACUUGGUUUGAAGGACAGAUUAAUGGAGCUUCCAGAAGAAAUCCUUGCACACAUUUUCUCUUUCCUGUCUCUGAAGGAUAAAUGCAAUGCCUUCCUGGUGUGUAAAACAUGGUCCAACAGCUUAACCUGCUCAAGUGCAUGGACUCACGCUGAGAUCAUGUGUGAUUCUAGAGACUGUGUUCCUCAGAGGUUCUCUGAUCGUCUACCAUGUAUUAGACAUUUAAAGCUGAUUGUCAGUGUGGAUGAACCUGCUCAUCGGCAGACUGGUCUGUGGGUUCUGCAACAGGUUCUAACCAGGGGUCAUGGCAGACUGCGCAGGUUAUGCAUCAGCUGCUUGGGGAACCCACCUCUGUUUUACGCAGGACAGGACCUGCUGCAGGGAUUGGUGGAUGUCUUGAGCAACGGUUCGUCCCUCAUGGUGCUGGACUUGAGGGGUGUUCCGUUCACCCUGAAUGACGACUGUAUCAAGUGUAUAGCUGCUCUCUGCCCCGCCUUGCAAAGUCUCUUCAUCAAUAACAGUUCGCUGGUGUGUGGAGUCGUCUCGGAGACAGUCAGGUACGUCCUGAAACGCUGUCCAUCGCUGAAUACUAUCGGGCUCUUCCAAGCCAGCAUAUCUCACGAUGUCCUCCGAGACCUCCUCGAACCCCAAAGAACAAAACUAAUGCUGCUGGAGUUGCGCUGCGAGCGCUCGCUGAAGUACGUCACACCGCUUAGCGAUCAAAUCUGGGCAGACGUGAAACGCAGGCAUCCCAGUCUAAGAGUAGACCUGGAGCUGGACCACACGCUUCCGGAGCUCCAGGUUCCCAGCGUUCUUCAGCCCAGCAUCCCUGUGAGACAGCUCCGCCUCCACACGUGGACCUGUCUGCUGGACGAGUUACGUCUUGUGGCUCAGAGUUACGCAGGAACGCUGGAGGUGCUGGAACUACAGACCACAGCUUCCUCCGAGCUCAACACGGUGCUGGUCUCCAUAGCAACGCAGUGCACAAAACUCUGUGAGGUUCAUUGUUACUGUGUGGUUUCGCAGAAUGUGAUAGAAGCCUUCUGCUCGUUGUGUCCUGACUUACACAGAUACACACUGAAAACACGUAAAGAGCUCCACCCCUGGACCUGCACCACUCUUAGAUAACACACACACACAUACACACAUUUGUACAAUUUACAUUGCUGCACUGCUGAAUACUGGAAACUGAUUGGUCAGUGGGUGUUUGUUAAUUCUCUAAAACAGCAGCUCUGAUAGUUAGUGGCACAAACAGCUUUACUGUGUGUAGCAAGGUAUUCAUAGUGUAUAUUAUGAUAUUUUAUAUUAUAAACUAGUUAAAUAUUUCUAAUUAUAUCGCUGAUAUCUAUGUUGGGGAGUUCCUUUUUGAUUCUUAUUCACAUUUGACUCAAGUUUGAGUCUUUUUGAAGUUUUUGUGCUUUUUCUGAUGGUUAAACACACUCUUGAAGGCAUAAAUGGAUUCAUUUUGCACCACUUUGUUACCCUUUGGACAUUUCUAGGUAGAAUUCAUUAGAAAGACAAAACCAUUAGCCAGCUUUUUAGACUUAGAGUCCGUCGUCCCCCCCGGCUUAAAUUAUUAGAUACAGAAAAUAUUUUAAAUGAAUGAACAAGAGCAUAUAAAUGGGGAUGCAAACCUCCGAUCGUCUUAAAGAAACGUUUAUGGAAUAUACACAGAAAACACUAUUGUAAUAUGAAUGAAACAUAAAUGUUUAUUAUUGUACAUAAACUUUAUAACGGACACGGUUUAUUAUUUAUUCACCCUGAAUCCACAGGGGUGAAAACUUAUGCACUUUUGUUACACUGUAACAUGCCGUUCUUGAUGUAUAAAGUGUCGAUUAAAGUCUUUCUUGUUCA